AUGGCCAACGACAACCUUGUGUCGACCCAGGGACUUUCGUCCAAUGACAGGAUCAACGGCAACGCUGACACCAACGGUCAUGGCUAUGACUCAAAGCCUCUCGCGGAUGCAGUCAUGACCUCUGAGUCAAUUCCAACUCAUCCUUUGGGCGUGAAACCGCUGGGCAACCAAUAUCUCUCGGACCGUCCGAACGCUCGGAAACACAUCGGAGUCUUCACAACCUUUCCCGAUGAGGCUCUUAUGAUAUUGCUGGAAUACCUUGACCAAAGCAAUUUGAGAAAUCUCGGAUACACCAGCAAGUUUCUUUAUGCCUUCUGCCAGUCCGACGAGUUAUGGAAGGCUCUUUUCCUCGAAUUCGACGGCAAGUGGCAAGGCACCUGGAGGUCGACUCAACUUGGACUGUCACCUGAAAAACGAUGCAAGAUUGAUUGCAGUAACGUCUUCUCAGAUGUCCUGCAUAGGCCCUUUGUGUGCAGCCAUGUGGACCUGACGCAGUUCACCUCGAGGAUUCCAAAGAGUAAUCAGAUCCAGCGUAUGGAAACACUGACUUACGAGGAGUUUGCUCAGGAAUGGACUGAGGUGCCGUUUAUUCUGACCAGCUACAUCCAGACAUGGCCUGUAUGUCAUGAGUGGACCAUAGAUGUCAUUCUGCAAAAGUACAAGGAUGUCGAGUUUCGCGCCGAGGCAGUUGACUGGCCUUUCUGGACGUACCACGAAUACAUGAAGAACAGCAAUGACGAGAGCCCUCUUUACCUCUUCGACAAGAAGUUUGCCGAGAAAAUGGGAAUCAAGGUUGGCUAUGAGGAAGGCGCGGCGUAUUGGAAGCCGGAGUGCUUUGGGCCUGACUUGUUCGAACUGCUUGGCAAGGAGCGGCCUGCCCACCGCUGGCUCAUCAUCGGACCCGAGAGGAGCGGAUCAACCUUUCACAAAGACCCUAACGGCACCAGCGCGUGGAACGCUGUUAUCCAGGGAACCAAGUACUGGAUCAUGUUCCCGCCUACCGCACAGGUUCCAGGAGUCUACGUUUCAAGCGACAGCAGCGAAGUGACGAGCCCGCUCAGCAUCGCUGAGUGGCUCCUUGAGUUUCAUGAUGAGGCGCGCCAGCAGCCAGGCUGCAUUGAAGGCAUUUGCAGGGAAGGCGAGAUCUUGCAUGUACCAAGCGGAUGGUGGCAUUUGGUCGUCAACGUGGAGAACGGCAUCGCACUAACACAGAAUUUUGUGCCCAAAUCCACCUGUCUGUACCAGCUCACAGAAGUCUUGAGCUUCCUGAGAGACAAGGCAGACCAAGUCACGGGCUUUAAGCAGGAAGUAACGGACCCGUACGGUCUGUUUGUCGAGCGGCUACGCCUGGACCAGCCAGAGCUGCUGGAAGAUGCCAUGCGAAACUUGGACAAGAAGACCAGCCAGAAGAAGAGAAAGUGGGAAGAGGCUGUGGGUGUACAUGAUACCGAAGCAAGCGGCGGGGGAGGCUUCAGCUUCGGAUUCGGCGGUGACUUGGAUGACGAUGAAGUGUCAUGA
Messenger RNA from Colletotrichum chrysophilum, 1518 nucleotides. RefSeq lists its product as uncharacterized. The transcript has 2 exons. Bases 1 to 1518 code for a protein of 505 amino acids. Gene Ontology annotation, cellular component: nucleus. Gene Ontology annotation, molecular function: cis-regulatory region sequence-specific DNA binding; protein binding. The record is from RefSeq and is a predicted model, not a curated record. Lineage: Eukaryota; Fungi; Ascomycota; Sordariomycetes; Glomerellales; Glomerellaceae.